AUGCCAGGUGAAGGCGCGCGCGCUGGCGGAGCGGAUCAGCCCAAAGCUCCGGCCGCUCACUUCGAGGACGUUUUAUCCUCGUACCCUGUGGACGGAGCCGCCCCGAGCUCGAGCCCCGCGUACUUCAUCCCGUCCAACCCCAACCAGGAAAUCUCGAGCGCGAGCGCAGCUCACUUCCUGCCCUACCCGACCCGGAGCGGCCCAGGUGUGUCCAGGUGUGCCGCGUCGCUCCAUUACAGCUUCUCCUCUCCUUCUUCCUCCUCCUCCUCUUCCUCCUCUUCCUCCUCAUCCUCAACAUCGCAUGCGCCCUUCGGAGCCGCUUAUCAUCAGUUCACACACGGAUCCGCGAACCUGUACACACCUGCAUACGACGGCGCGGAGCUGUGCGCGCGCGGGGACCGGAGAGCUCAGGUGUACCUGUGUAACCGCGCGCUCUGGCUCAAAUUCCACCGACAUCAGACCGAGAUGAUCAUCACCAAGCAGGGCAGGAGGAUGUUCCCGUUCCUGAGUUUCAGUAUUUCAGGUCUGAGUGUUUCCUCUCACUAUAAUGUUUAUGUGGAGAUCACACUCGCUGAUCCUAAUCACUGGAGAUUUCAGGGAGGAAAAUGGGUGACGUGCGGCAAAGCGGAUAACAACCUGCAGGGGAAUAAGAUUUAUAUCCACCCUGAGUCUCCGAACACUGGAGCGCACUGGAUGCGGCAGGAAAUUUCAUUCGGCAAACUGAAACUGACCAACAAUAAAGGAGCAAACAACAGUAACACACAGAUGAUCGUCCUGCAGUCGCUGCAUAAAUAUCAGCCGCGGCUGCACAUCACUGAGGUUCCUGCAGACGGUCUGGACUCUGAGAGAGAGACGCGCACGCAGACGUUCGUCUUCCCUGAGAGCCAGUUCAUCGCCGUCACUGCGUACCAGAACACUGAUAUCACACAGCUGAAGAUCGACCACAACCCCUUCGCCAAAGGAUUUAGAGACAACUAUGACUCGAUGUACACGGCUCCUGAGGGUGAAAGGUUAACCCCGCCCUCUGCUGAGUCCCCGCGCACUCACCAGCUCGUCUCGAGUGCUCGCUACCCGGUGCAGCCGUUCCUGCAUGAUCAGUUUGUGAACACUUUGCCCCCGAGUCGUUUCUACAGCGCUGAGCGCUCACUGCCGCCUGCGGACGAAUGCGCCGCGUCCCACCGCUGGCUCGUGACCCCGGUGCAGCAGCCGUACGAGUCCGAGUACCUGCCCUACGCCCUGAGCUCACGCGCCCUCACCUGCUACUCCGACUCCGCCUUCGCCUCCAUGGCUGCCGGCUGGGGGUCAAAGGUCAGCUACCAGAACAAGAUUCCCGCCAGUUUGCCCUGGUCACCCCGGCCGAGUAACAACGACAGCCAGGACAAAGUGCGUGAGGAUGACUGGGCGGAGUCUGUGGCGUACGCUGUGGCGUGUAAACGCAAACGCGUGUCACGUGAUGAGUCCAGCACCGAAAACUCACCGACGAUCAAGUGUGAGGACUCGCGAUCAGAAAACUAUGGAAAAGACGCUUCAUCUGGCUCCAAGAGUGUGAGCUGCUGCGCCUUCUACACUGCCACCUAAACACACACACACACACACACACACACGUGCUCACCAUGCCACUGAGUAAACUGUGAAUUAACAAGCCAAGAUAUUUCAGUGCAUUGUGAUUGGACAUGUUCUGAUAUUAACACCAUGUUUUAUUCAGUAGGUGCCCUACGUAGGCAACAUUAACACACUCCCAAAAUAAAGUCCAUCGCAGCGUGAGGUCAGCUGAGUCUCUUAGGCGACUCGUCCGUAGUGUCAGGUUGUUCAAAGCUGCACCACUAUAUAUAUAUCAGCUGUUCAGCAAAUAUCAAUCUUCAUAAAGUCCUCAUUCACAGCUCAUUUUAAAUUCCAUUGAAAUAUUAAUUAUCUCUUUUGAGUCACAGACAAUUUUAAAAAUGUCUCUCUGUGACAGAUUAUCGGCUGAUGUUCUGUUGAUUUGCUCGUCUUUCUAGAUCGCGGUGCCGCGUGUUUACUGCUCCAUUCAGCUCUGUAGAGUUAUUACUGCACCUAGUGGUCAAACAUGGGAACUGCAGGAAGUGCUAAUGGAGGCCCACUGGGGUGAGAAUCACGCUGCCCCAUGCUCAGGGGAGGAGCAGCAGACAGGGCAGUUAAUGACACGGUUGCCAGAGUUUUAAAUACUCCACAUCCGCCAAGAUCUAGUCUGAUAACAAACAGAGCCGUUUCCUUUUCAGGGGUUUCCUCCGUCGUUUGGUCUUUGCCCGUUCCCGCCCGCUGUCAGCUCUCCCCUUUCAUACGACAGCUACCAACCGGCGAGGGUGAAGGCUAACACGUGCUUCCGCCAAGACACGUGACACGCCACUUGUGUGAAAUAAUUAUUUCCCCACACAAAAAAAAAGAAAAAAGAAAAGAAAAAAAACGUGCCUCCAUUUUUCCAAUGCCUGAUUUCUCUGGGCAGGUUUCAGGUCUUUCGUGUGGUUUGUGUGGUUCGUGAGGUGGAAAUUUUGCUGAAACCUGUAAACCCUGGUUAAUGAUGCUACCUCCAACACAGCUGAACAGAAGCGCGUGUAAACCCGUUCAGAUGCAGCUGCUCGACUGCACGCUGGAUGACGUCGACUCUCGGCUGCCUUGAUAAUUCACCAGAUAGUAGCUUAUCACGUGGGAUAGCUUAUCACGUGAGAUAGCUUAUCACGUGAGAUAGCUUAUCACGUGGGAUAGCUUAUCACGUGAGCCUCUCCACUUCAUUCAUGUAAGCGACUCGCUGGUCCUGCAGCUGACACUCAGAUUUGUGAUUAUAGAUUAAAAGUCUUUCUGCAGUUAAGAUUAAAGAGACUGACUGCAGGAAUUUCAGAGACUGCGGAUGCAGCGCAGUUUACAUGUUUAUGUUUUAUUUUUGAAUAUAUUAUGACAUAAUUUAAAAACCAUUACUUCAGAAAGUUGUUCAGAAUGUCACUUUGAUGUGAAAUUUUAGAAAGAACAGAAUUCUGAUGGAGCUCUUCAGUAAGGACGUGUGAACCGCUAGAUCACAGUUAUCCUUCUGAACAGGACAGACUUUAAUCUGCCGCGUGCUGACCGAGUCUCGCCCUGAACACAGCGCUGUGUGUGUUGAUAAUCGCGGUGUAUCGUGUAAGCGAUAAUCAGAACACACUUAACUGUAAUUUAACACCUGAUGCAUUAAAGCACUCACAUUUUAACUGUGUCAUUUUUACAAAGGAAUUCUGAUGUGUGUACACUGCAGUGUUCUGGCUCCAGUUUACCCACAAUGCAUCAGUGUUAAAGCCAGUUUACCCACAAUGCAUCAGUGUUAAAGCCAGUUUAACACUGACUCUGUGAUGGUGUGAAUUUGUUGUGUUUAAUCUGUUUAACUGUGUAAGUAAAGUUUCUCAUGUAUUCUCA
This is a messenger RNA of Pangasianodon hypophthalmus (striped catfish), 3399 nucleotides long. RefSeq names its product eomesodermin homolog b (gene eomesb). Gene Ontology annotation, biological process: endodermal cell fate specification; positive regulation of DNA-templated transcription; CD8-positive, alpha-beta T cell differentiation involved in immune response. The record is from RefSeq and is a predicted model, not a curated record. Gene Ontology annotation, cellular component: nucleus. Lineage: Eukaryota; Metazoa; Chordata; Actinopteri; Siluriformes; Pangasiidae. Gene Ontology annotation, molecular function: RNA polymerase II cis-regulatory region sequence-specific DNA binding; DNA-binding transcription factor activity, RNA polymerase II-specific. The transcript is spliced from 6 exons. The coding region runs from base 1 to 1578 and encodes 525 amino acids.